AUGCCUCGUGAUGCCGGCCCCCGCAAGCCCACCCUCAAGCAGCUGGCGAAGCAGAAAGCGAAGGACAUCAAGACCCGGGAGCGCAACGAGGCGACGUUCGCAUCCGCCGUUCAGCACUCCAAAAGCACCAUACUCGACGUGGACAUGCGGUUCAUUCAAGACACGCUGACCCAGAACCCGACUUGGAUUUCUCCACUCGCUGGUCUGAUCCGCUCGGGCUCGUUGAAUGGUCUUCUGAAGGACGUUGCCAAGAAGGAGGAGACCGGUGGACUGGGAUGGAAGGGCAAGUGCACCAAAUGGGGCAGUUUGCCGCUUGAGAUGGCGAGCUUAAUGCUCAAGCAUUGCGGUGUGGAGCUCGCGGAGGACGUACAGAAGGACGAACCCGUCGUACGGACCCUCUUCGAGAUCCAGUUCUGGGCAGCCAAGUCGGCGUCCUUGCCAUCUCGUGCGGACAUUCGCUAUCAGUCCACGUUGGUCAAGUUAGCGAGGGCCCGCAUGGAGGACGUUGGUCGCAACUACAUAGCUGCGGUGAACUCGGCGGAGGCUAUCAGUGUUGACCGGGACAGGUACAACAUCUGGCCAAGUGGACCUUCGACUUUGCCGGACAGGAAGGCCAAGUGGACCUUCGACUUGUCGUCGGACGCAGACACCACGGCUGGCCUCGGCGACAAUGUGCCGCAGGGACCUCCAGCUUUUUUCAGCUCUGCGUCGGACAAGCGUCGGACAGUUGCAUUUUGCAUUCCCUGCGGGACACACGGAAGCCUCAAGGGCGAGAGCUACAAGUUCAAAGAGCCGCAGACCAAGGUAACGGAUGGACAUCGUUUUUGGCACAUGCGUUGGUUUGUGGACUUCCUCGGAGGACACGAGUCUCGAAAUUUCCUCGCAGGCAGUGUGUCGACGUUCAGGAACAAGCUCUUCACGAUUGCAUGGCCCUGCUGGACAGACACGGAGGACGCUCUGAAAAAAGAGAUCGAGUCGCACUUUCUCCAGAGUUCGUUCUCCCUCCUCAAGCAGCAGGAGCACGCUGCAAACGCCGAGAAGAAGGGCACCAAACGAAAGGCAUCCUCGCAGCAGAUGCAGGACGACAUGGAGGACGACAACGAGCAAGCGGACAAUGAGGAGCACACGGGUGACCAGAUGGAAGAGGUAGCAGCUGGACGAAGCACACGUUGUACAGAGUUUGCCACGUCGAGCUUUGCAACGAUUGUUCUUUUGCAUCAAUGGCACCAGGGUAUGCGCAAAGAUGCCAAAUGGAAGAAGCCGGCAGAGGAGGUAUCCAAGCUGGCCGGGGAGUUGCUUCAAGGCCUCGCUUCCUUGUUCCUGCAGACCCCGCAGGACUUCUCAUUCACGUGGGACGGAAACACUCUGGUGCUGCCGUUCAAAGGAGGUUCGCUGGACGUGGACGAGGUUGUACUGCAAAACAGUUUACUUGCUAAAGUACUACACCGCGAUCGUUCCCGAUUCAUGGACGUGCUGCAGGAUGUGAAUGUGGACUGCACCCGUCGGACAAUUGGAGACACUCGCAAGUCAUCUAGUUUGAGGACGAAGUACUACUUGUUGGCGGCUUUGGCACGUGCCAUGGAUUCGUCGGACGACACGCAUUCCUGCUGGACAUCUUUGAAUGUGAAGCAAGUGAUGAGCACCUCCGGAUAUCGUCGGUCGUCCACGAGUUUUCGACAAGAGGUUGCGAGUUCAUCGAAUGCCACACGCAGGACACUUACCUCCACAUUGCAAGGACAUGCGUUCACCGUGCAGGACAGCAGCGAACAGCAGGACGAACAAAAGAUCAAGAAGCACGCUUCUAUGGACGCACACAGGCUAGCACGCAUGGAGCGAUACGCCUAUGUCACGCAGGGCAAGUCAGAUUUCCUCUCGACGGACAUUUUGUGCGUGGUGGUCCAGAAAUCGUCCGUCUUGUCGGCUGAGCAGUGGAAAGCUAUGUGGAACAAGGCUUCCAAGAAGUUCCUCGGGAUCGAGAAACCCGUUGGACCUGGUCAUGCGGAGGACCGGCUGGCCACACUGUCUUGGAUGCAGGACAUAAACCACGGCUUGCGACCCAUUGGCUGGACUUUUGGCUGCUGCCAGAGCACGCCGGCCGGCCCCGCGGAGGACGACACGAAGGCUAAACGUGCACCGAUCAUGAUUUUGUGCACCGACCAAGAAGCAACACAGCUGGCGGCUGUCUCCUUCUUGAGGAACAAAAAGAGCCUCUGGAUCGAACACGUCUCGGACCCCGCCCACAGGUCGCACAACGACGUGGCUUUGGCCUUGUCGGCCGCUGGACUCCUGAAGUUCUGCACAUGGUGCAUCUCGCUGUACAACAUCAGGUAUGGACCCUGGCAGAAGGGCUCGUGGGCGUUGAAGAUCCAGCAAGCCGCAAAUCGCAUGAAGGACAACAUGGACCCCUCGGACCCGAUAUUGCUCCUUUUCUUCCCGGACAUUCUGCUGGACGCCGGCCUCUCCCCCCUGGACGACAACACGGAGGAGAAACGCAGGUCGUUUUUGCAGACAUUACCCGACAUGGACUGCAUCCGCAUCAAGGGCACGAAGGCCAGCAAGAGUCGGUUCAAUUCCCUGACGACGGCCCACAGCGCGCUGGACAAAGAGUGGUCGGUCUUGGCUUUAGUUCUCACGGUGGUCUGCUUGGAGCACAACUGGGCAGUUUCCACUAAGGACCUCUUCUCGCAGGACAGCAACCAGGCCCGUGCCUCGGUUCCAUAUGGUGGAAGCAAGUCUUCUGCCAUACAGGAGGCCAAGCAAGGCAUGGACCAGGAGCGGAAGGGCAGCGCGAACAGUCUACACUUAAUGACGAAGUUCGUGAUCUCGCAGGACAACAAGACGACAGCCAGGAUGAUGUUCCAGGUCUUGCAACCCGAAGAGCUUCGUUGUUCGCUCAUGCUCAAGCAGCUGCGUUCCAAAGGCAUGACGAAGGACUACUACUCUGGCUGGGCACACUGGUCUUGGAUGAGCACUGCAAAGGACCACGUCAGGACUUUGUCGAAUUUGGAAGGUUUAUCUCGUGUCGGCCUCGACCUGACACUGGCACGCGCACAACCCCCGGAGGAGACAGAGCUUGUCUGGCAGGACUCGCUCGCAGGCCAAAUGACGCAGUUGACACUACAGAUCCUGCGGCUGCGGGCCGGGGCACAGCUGUACCAUACUGGAGGUUUCGGUGCGACCGCAGGACUAGUCCAUGCUGAAGAGCAGUUCCGUCGGGCAAGCUUGGAUUUUUUCAAAGAGAUGCAGUCUUGUAUCCAGGACACGCACAGUGGUGGUUCUCGUAUGGCAAAAAAAUUGCUCGAAGGUCAUUUCUCCCAAGGGCCGAUUAGUCGGUACAUCCUCGCCGAUCUUUGCACUACCCGGUUUCAGAGCCUUACGGAGGACGUUGCACACGUAUUGACCAGCAUUUGGUCGGGCCUCUUGAACACGAAGAUCAUCGAAGACUGUAAUAAAGUCCAGCGCGAGGCCGAGCAACGACAUUCGUCUUCGAAGGACUUGGGUCGUUUGGACGGAUGGAAGGCUGUGACCCAACAGGCCGUGGUCAAGAUGUACGAGAGGGUGGAGGCACUGUCAACGGAGCUCUACCACACGCCGGCAGCGUUUGACGUGGCCAAACUUUUCUGCAAAGACACCGAGAAGAAGAAGAUUCAAGCAGUUCGUCGUCGUUCCGAUUCGUCGGUCAGCACGCAGGUCAGUGCCUCGGAGGUGCAGGAAGCACAGCUUCUUGCAGACGUGACGAAGACGAGGGACUGGGUCUCCCACAACCACGCCGAGGAACAGGAGGUUUUGGCUGCCUUCAGUUUACUGAUGAAGGCGUGGAGGGCCAAGCGAUGGUCGCUUUGUGAAGAAGGUUGGUGCUCUGGACUUUUGCCCGAAGGACAUGUUGUACUGGCAGGUGCAGACCCGUUGUUCAUCGUUCGGACAUACCGUUUGGCUGCACUCGCAUGGCCCGGCAAGAUCGUUAAGGACAAGGACCAUGAGUUUUUCGAAUUCAACAUGGGCGUUCGGUCUCUCUUUUGGAUGCACAGCACAUCUUUGGACUUGGAAGUGUUGCGGCUGCGAGUUGUUUCACCUCUGCGUGCCUCGGCUGCAGUACAGUUGAACAUUGUCAGCCCGACACGGACAUUCUCUACAUAUAUAUUCGUCCUAUAA
Messenger RNA from Symbiodinium sp. CCMP2592, 4152 nucleotides. NCBI's taxonomy places the organism in Eukaryota, Dinophyceae, Suessiales, Symbiodiniaceae. The record is from the annotation of a GenBank genome assembly.